AUGCUGCUUUGCGGUUGAUUGCUUCAUUACUUUCUUGACUCUUCUUCAAAAAGCCGUCUCCGGAGCGUUUCCUUUACUUACCGCUUGACUCUCGACUGCAGGAAUGACCGAGGCUGCAGUUUAUCCUGCGUUUCAGCUCGGACAGCCGCGGUAUGAUCAGAGCUCCUUCCUCGGCAGGUUCAGACACUUUGUAGACAUCAUCGACCCCAGAACUCUUUUUGUAUCGGAGGCUCACUUAAAGCGAUGUGUUGCUCUCCUGGAUGAUUUUAAACAUGGGACUCUUCCUCCUGGAACAACAGAUCAACAACUCUGGGAGGCUCAGAAGGUGAAACAGGCUAUUAUUCACCCUGACAGUGGACAGAAGAUCUUUAUGCCUUUUCGCAUGUCAGGUUAUGUUCCGUUUGGAACACCCAUAGUAGUUGGCCUUCUCCUCCCAAACCAGACUCUGGCAUCCACUGUGUUCUGGCAGUGGUUAAACCAGAGCCAUAACGCUUGUGUGAACUACGCCAACCGCAAUGCUACAAAGCCCACACCAACAUCCAGAUUUAUUCAGGGCUACCUGGGAGCAGUGACCAGUGCAGUCUCAAUUGCGGUUGGCUUGAAUGUGCUUAUAGAGAAAUCCAGGAAAUUUAACCCAGCCACCAGACUCAUCAUACAGAGAUUCAUUCCUUUCCCUGCUGUAGCUAGUGCAAAUGUCUGCAAUGUGGCUCUCAUGAGACACAACGAACUCUCGGAGGGAAUUGAUGUGCUAGACUCCAACGGGAAUGUGGUGGGAUCUUCACGGAUAGCAGCCAAACAUGCACUGAUGGAGACAGCGUUUACACGAGUGGUCCUGCCACUACCUAUAUUUGUUCUCCCACCUAUCAUCAUGGCCUUUGUGGAGAAACUGCCGCUGAUGCAGGCCCAUCGCCGGCUCAUGCUGCCUGUCCACAGCUUAGUGUGCUUGGCAGUGUUCGGUCUCUCUCUGCCUCUCGCCAUCAGCCUCUUCCCACAGAUGUCUCAAAUUGAGACUUCUCACCUUGAGCCGGAAAUUGCCAUGGCAACCGAUUGCAAGGUGCUGACCUAUAACAAGGGACUGUGAAGAAAGCAAACAGAGAGAGAGAUGCCAAAAGAGAAAGAGGGAAGGAAGCAGAAGACAAAUUAUUCUCUUUAAGCAGCUGUCCAUGGCCAUGUAAAAUAAAAGCAGGCGCAUUGGAGAUUGGAAAGGAUAAUACUGUAGCAUAAAAGCAAUAAGGACAUCAAUUUAACUACAUCACCUUAACCUUCAAGCCUUUAAUCUGUAUUACAGUGAAUAACAUAUGCCAGUAUAUUUAGAUUUUACAGUACCCACUAGUUCUAGUAUGAUGAGGUACACAGAUUUUGCUGCAAACGAAACAAUAUUCUGCUGUAAUUUAGCUGGUAAUCAUAUUUUUUUUUAUCACUUUAUACUAAUUCAAAUUAAUGGAAGAUUAAUUAUGGAAGAUAAAUGUAAUCGGUGGUCCUGGUGUUUUCUGACAGUAUGUUUACACCAAGACACAGCGUUUAAUAGAUUUUUAACGUGCAUCGUGUUUUGGGAGAAAAAUUAUAGACAGUUAAUGGAAAGAGUGGCGCAGCGAUGUUUUCUAAAAACACCAAGAAACGACUUUUAAUCGUAUUUUUUAAAUAGGCGAUGUGUUCUAUUAGACUACUUGAAGAUACCCAAAACACCAGAGACUCUGAAUGAGUUAUAUUAGGAUGAAUCCUAACACUGGUCUGACAAUAUUAACAACAUUUGUACGUUGUGAGCUUCACACAGCUGGAAUUCAUGACAGGGCUUUUGUUCAGAAACAUUUUGUAUCAAAGGCCGACGUGCAGACGGAUGCAGACUCGUGUUACAGGUAGACUCAUUAACGCAAACUCUCUACGAACAUUUCGACCUGGGUCUUUGCAUGUUUUUCAGAUAUGAAACCCCUGUGAAAUUUCAUCUAAUAUCAGUGUUAAUGAUCUUAUGAGCACCUUUCAAGAUGCACAAAGGCUUUCUAAUUAUUCUACAUUCACUUCUUUUUUCAGUUUUAAUAACAUCUCCUAUGUUCUUCGUGUUUGUUUUAUAUUCUUCUUAAUGCCUGUUGCGUUGUAGCACUCCCUAUAACUCUGUAACUGACACUGAGACUUGCAUCGAUAUUUCUACUGCCGUCAAAAACAUUCCCUUUAAGAGAAGCGUGAUUUGACAAUGUGAGAUUUUCUUAAUGUUGUAUUUUUUUUUGUUGAUUUGUUUUUGGGGUUUUUUUUAGCACUUGCUUUAACACUUACAAUCAGGUACUUUAAUAACAGAAUAUAACAAAGACAAAAUAUAUUGAAGGGUCUGCAACCCUGUUGUUUUUA
Messenger RNA from Hemibagrus wyckioides, 2340 nucleotides. RefSeq names its product sideroflexin 5b (gene sfxn5b). Gene Ontology annotation, cellular component: mitochondrial inner membrane. The transcript has 14 exons. Gene Ontology annotation, biological process: monoatomic ion transport; citrate transport; mitochondrial transmembrane transport. Gene Ontology annotation, molecular function: monoatomic ion transmembrane transporter activity; citrate transmembrane transporter activity. Lineage: Eukaryota; Metazoa; Chordata; Actinopteri; Siluriformes; Bagridae. The coding region runs from base 104 to 1081 and encodes 325 amino acids. The record is from RefSeq and is a predicted model, not a curated record.